AGUUCAUAAGUUCUAUAUAUAGCACCUAGGUUACUCUCAUUUUAUAGCCACAUUUCAUGUUGGUAAAGAGGUAGCACUUGCACACAAAAUGAAAACUAGUUUGCUAGGGUUUAUGACAAUCUUGGAAAAAAAUAAACCCUAUAUUGCAAUGCUUUUUAUUCAAUUUGUAUAUGCAGGAAUGGCUCUUCUUUCAAAAGCAGCCAUUUCUAAAGGAAUGAGUCCUUAUGUGUUUGUUGUUUAUCGUCAAAUCUUUGCAUCACUUGCUUUAUCUCCAUUUGCUUAUUUUGACAGUAAGCAUGCUACUCCUUUGUCAUGCAACUUGUUGUGCAAAUUGUUUCUAGUUUCCCUUGUUGGGUUAACAGCAAGUUCAAACCUCUACUAUGUUGCAAUAAACUAUACCUCUGCAACAUUUGCUGCUGCAAGCACAAACACAAUCCCUUCCAUUACUUUCAUCAUGGCUGUUAUAAUUGGGGUUGAAACAAUUUCAAUAAAAUACAUGCAUGGAAUGGCAAAGAUUUUGGGCUCUAUUCUAUCCCUUUCAGGGGCUAUAGUAUUUGCAUUAGUCAAAGGACCUUCAAUAGAUUUCAUAAGGUGGCAUCAUGAAAAUCAAAAUCAUAAUUCUCACUCAUUCACUAAGAUUCAUUCCAAAGGAGAUAACAUUAAAGGCUCUCUUAUGAUGCUCUCAGCAAAUACUGGUUGGUCAUUAUGGCUUAUUUUGCAGGGAUUUAUUGUAAAGCAAUAUCCAGCAAAAUUCAGGCUCACUAUUAUACAAUGCUUCUUUAGCUUCAUACAAUCAGGAAUUUUGGCUAUUGCAAUGGAGAGGAAUCCUUCUGCAUGGAAACUAGGAUGGGAUUUUCAUCUUCUUUCUGUGGCUUACUGUGGUAUAAUUGUAACGGCCAUUUGUUAUUGGCUGCAAGUAUGCACUGUAGAAACGAAAGGUCCAGUGUUCACUGCCAUGUUCACCCCUCUAGCUCUUGUACUCACAGCAAUUUUCUCAGCAAUUUGGUGGAAAGAAACACUCUUUUGGGGAAGUAUUGGUGGCACAGUUUUGCUAGUGCUUGGACUCUAUAGUGUCUUGUGGGGGAAGAAUAAGGAGGGUGUAAUUGUAAAAGAAGAAAACUUUGAAGAUGGACAAGCAAAAGCAGGGACCAAAUUGGAGUGCGUUAUACAGUCUUGAUGGAUUGGACAAGAUGUUCUCCCAUAUAUAUCUUAAUGUCCUUCUAUAUGUUUCUUAACAUUAUCGUAACAUAUGUGUAUAUCUUGUCAACUUUUAUUCAGCUUUAUAUAUUGGUAAGAAUAUUUGUCAUGGCCCACUACAUGGAACCUAGAUUUCCUUUCAUCGUCAAAAUCUCGCAUUCUUGCGAUCAUGGUCCAGGCUCAACUUAAUAGACCUUGACAUGAUAUUGUGUGAAUGCGAAAUUUUGGCGUCUGCAGGAAAUCUAUUUUCCUCUUAUUUGGGCCUACUGCAAUAUGUGUAAAUAUAUUUUGGUUAUAUCUAAAUAAACUCCGUCUACAACCAAA
Molecule: messenger RNA, 1521 nt
Organism: Medicago truncatula (barrel medic)
Lineage: Eukaryota; Viridiplantae; Streptophyta; Magnoliopsida; Fabales; Fabaceae
Product: WAT1-related protein At1g43650
Exons: 7
Coding region: 89-1177 (362 amino acids)
Cellular component (GO): membrane
Molecular function (GO): transmembrane transporter activity
Source: RefSeq, a predicted model, not a curated record